Messenger RNA from Clonostachys byssicola, 3207 nucleotides. NCBI's taxonomy places the organism in Eukaryota, Fungi, Ascomycota, Sordariomycetes, Hypocreales, Bionectriaceae. The record is from the annotation of a GenBank genome assembly.
AUGGGGGACGGAUACAGAGAGUCCCGCUACCGGGACCGCGAUGGCAGCGAGUCGGGCGAGGAGCGAUACAGAACCACAAAGGUCCGUCGCUACAAGAUCAAGCCCGGCCGUGACGACCACUACGAGAGCUUCGAGGUCGAUGACGAGCCCCGGUCCCGCUACUCUGGUAUGCCCGUCCGAACCCGAGAUGACUACUACGACUUUGACCGUCGCCCGGAGCGCCCGCGUUCAGAGUUUAUCCCCCGGUCGGAGCAUCCUGACGACCGCCGUAGCGCCUACUAUGAGCACGAGAAGGACUUUCACAAAGACGCAGACCCAGGCCGUAUCACUGUCUGGGAGCCCAAGGAGAGCGACGUGGACUUCGAUCGCCGGUCUCGCUUUAGCCGACACGACGAUGAGAUUCGCGUCGAGAAGGAAUACGAAGGUCGAUACAAGGAUUCGCACGGCCAUGAUGUUGACCGAAUCCAAAAGGAAACUGAAUACUAUAUCCGACCCAGCCCUCCCCCUUCCCCAGUCAUAGUCCGCCAGCGAGCUGAGCCCCAAAAGAUCAUAUUCCAGGAAGCCCCGCCCCCAGCACCCAUUGUCGUACCGCGCCAAGAGCCCAACAUCGUGAUGCUGAGGGAAAAGGAGCCUGUCCGUGAGAUGGUCCGGAGGGAAAAGGAGCCCGCUCGGGAGAUGGUCCGCAGGGAGCGGGAUAGGCCGGAGGAGGAGUACUACUACCGCCAUGAAGAAUAUGAUGGCCCCUACCGUAGCAGAUCCGACCUCGACAGGGAGCGAGAUUACGCUCUAGCGCGGAUGGACCACCACCACCGCCGUCAUCACGAUAGCUACAGUGACGACGAAGACUACUAUGUCCACCAUCGACGAAUUGUCCGGAAGGAACGUAGCGAAAGCCCGCACCGCAAGCGCAUAAUGGCUGCCGGUGCCCUUGCCGGCGCUGGUGUUACUGCUCUGCUCUCUAGUCGUCGUGACGAGAACGGCGAACUGCCUGAGCACCGCCGCCGAAAGGUCCUCGCUGGUUCGGCCCUGGGUGCUAUUGGAACUGAGGCCCUUAGGAGGGCUUACAGUGCCCAUGAGGAAAAGCACGGAGGCUCGCCAGAUAGCCACUCGACUCUUAAGAAGGCUCUUGGCGUCGCCGCUGUCGGUCUUGCUGCCGCUGGAGCGGCCAAGUAUAUGCAGGCCAACAAGGUCGACAAGGAAGAGUCUAGUCGUGGACGCAGCCGAAGACGCUCGCACUCAGUCGCUACUUCCCGUUUCGGCUCAGGAUCGCGGGCUGGAUCUCGUAGCCGAAGGCGAAGCGUUUCAGUCGCCAAGGCCGCCUUAGGCACUGCCGCAACGGCCGGCCUCAUCAAGAAGCUUCGUAGCAGGUCGCGGAGAAAGAGCGGAGACAGGAGCAGGAGCAAAUCUAAGAUUCGCCACCUGGCUGAGAUCGGUGGUGCCGCCACCGCUGCUGGUGUCGCUGCGAAGCUUUGGGACAAGCGCGCUGAGAAGAAAAACAAGGAAGAUGAUGAGCGUGAGCUAAGCAGGGAGCGCGAGAGAAGUCGACGGCAUUCUACUCGAGGCCGAAGCAGGGAUCGAAGCUGGAGCCGCAGCCCGAGCCGUGGUCCCAGCCGUGCCUCGAGCCGUGCUCCUAGCAGGAGCAGGUCAAGAGCUCCCUCGGCCCGCAAUCGCUCUCCUGGUUCCGAGAUUGGCUUGAUCGAGUAUGGACAUGAUCCCCUCGGCCCUCCCCCUUCCAAGGCUGCACACGGAUAUGAAUCUGAAGCCGAGGAGAGGCGACGUCGACAAAGGAGGUCACGUGGUCGUUCUCACUCGUCUGACGAAGGCGAGGCAAGGGACAGGCAUGCCCGCAGCAAGAGCCGUUUGCGCGACAUGGCCGCAGGCGGAGCUGCUGCGCUCGGAAUCAAGGAGUUCAGAAGCCAAAAGGAAGAGGAGGACCUGGAUAGGAGGUCCCGAGAACGGCAAGCGAGAGAAGAAAUGCGACAACGUGACCGGAUGGAAGGGCGUGAUCGCUCGCGGUCAAGGUCCAGAGGAGGCCCGAGAGGCCCUGACUACUUCGGCGAUUACAAUGGCCGCACAUCGCCACCAACCGCAUCUGGAGGUGCCUACUAUCCACCGUACCCUUCCACCCCUGGUGGCGAGGAAGGUCCCGGUGGUUACGGCAAUCCUGCCAUGCCAGAGGCUAAUCUGUACCACAACAACCGAUACGUCCCUCAGGACUACACCGGUUAUGUCCCACCAAGAACUCCGGGUGAGAACGUGGGCAUGGGAAUCAAUGGAGGCGCGGGGCUCCCGCCUGCUCCUCCAGCCGGCCCGCCCCCGCGUCCCCGCUCCUCAACGGGCAAUUACCCCCCAGAGCAUGUGAGUGAAGAUCCCUUGUUGCGAGGGAGCGAAGAGGGUGCGUCCGAUCGGACUGUACCUCCGACCGAAGCACGGCCUCGGGCCAAGUCUGUGGUGUUUGGCCCUCUUUCUCCAAGAAGCUCGGUAACAAUGGAACGACACAGGAGGGGAUUUUUUGAUGAAAACAAGGACAUGAAGCGACCAGCCCCUCUCUUACUUGAAAACGGACCUUCAGACUCUCCUGACACCCCCGAUUCUCCUGAGAAACCUAAAGAUGACCGCUCUGGCCAAGACUCAUCGUCAGAGCGACGCAUUGUCCGUAUCCGACCUCAAGAUCUCCUUGCUGGCUCUCAAGACCGGGCCCGUCAACGUCGCGAUGAGAGCAACGACCGCAACAAGCGCGAUGAGGGUGGUGAUCGCGAUGACCAUGACAAGCGUGGCGAACAUGAGGAGCGAGAGCGUUCGUCGGAACGACGCAUGGUCCGUAGACCCUCCAGGAAAUCACGCUCUCCCGCAUCGGAAUCGGACGAUGAUAUUGAGAUCCUUCCCGACCGCUUUGAUGAUAGUGGCUCCCCCGUAAGCGAACAUAGACAUCGCCGCUCCCACCACCGGAGCAGCCGCAGCGCCGACUACCAUCAUAGGAGUCGCCACCCUGACGAUCAGGACAGGCGAGGUUCAUUUCAGUUUGGCGGGGCCGACCCUCAGCUGAUGGACACCGUGGUCCGGGGCGUCACGAGCGUCAUGGAGGGCAAGAAGAACUGGGUGUCUUUACUGGGCGACGUACUGGGCAGCGGUGUAAUCGGGGGUCUUGGCGCUCAAGCGUUGCCGGAUGAAGACGAACACGAUCGCAGGCGGCAUCGACAUAGAUAA